Amoebophrya sp. A120 is the source of this 4569-nucleotide messenger RNA. The record is from the annotation of a GenBank genome assembly. Lineage: Eukaryota; Dinophyceae; Syndiniales; Amoebophryaceae.
CUCGGUUCUUUUUCUUUUUUCAAAAUUGAGAAACACGCCGGAGACCCAUUUCGCUGCAGUUCUUGCACAAGUAGCAAAAAAAUGCCAAUCACGAUGGUGCUGCACCUAUUUACUCUCAUACCAACAACAAGAAACCACGGCGCCAACGAAGAACCCUGCUUCUCUUUCCCUGCCUCCCCUCACCUUCACGAGGGAAUGGGUGGCUGAGCAAUUGGAGGAGUUUCUGGAGGCGGAGGUAUCUUUCGUAAAAGCGUUCUUCCCGACGCCGCAGGGUCAUCAAGAUGGAAACUCUGCAACACAAAUACGUUCAAUCUUGGGAGUCACGCAUGUCAAAGCUUUGAUCUGUACGACUAGUCAUCAAGUGCCGAGUACUAGCUGCUAGGAGGGCCGCAUCAAAAAGACGCGCACUUAUCCUGUGUGCCGCAUUUUUACAAUCUUUUACAAAUUCCGAAACACAAGUAGAAGUGGCUCUCUUGGGGAUGCGCAUUACAAGUCGAUUCUUGUAUAUGCAAAUCUGCAUGACAACUCUGGUUUGGGGACGUUUUUAUUCAGGAUACGAGGAGCAGACGAGAGACCAGUUGUUUGAGGAGUUCUAUUGUGAGGAAAAAUCCCCCCUCACCAUACUGAAGCGGUAUGCAGCUUCUAAAAAUUUGUCAUGCUGAUUUGUGACCACAACUCCGGUCUCUCUUGCAAGAGGGCAAAUCCAAAGAAUCCGUGGUAUUUUUAUGCAGGGUUGUUUGUAAUUAUGCUGUUGCGGCUACAACUACAUGGCAGGCCUCUGCUUUGCUAAGUGUCUACAGUUGUAAAACACCCCAGCGCGGCAACAAAAUGAGGCUCUAGCACCUGCAGCGUCUCAUUGCAAGACAGAGCGGAUUUGAUGUGUACACAAAUCCAGCACCAGAAGUUUCCGCUUCUAUUAUAUUGGGAGGGGGGGCUUUUCAUUUUGAUGAGUUCUGUAUCGACGUUAUCACCAAGGCAAAGCGGUCGCUGGGAUUCGACCUACCCGUCCGCGAACGGUUGCUGCGGGCGUAUUUGGGAAGCAGCGGGGGAGCAACAAGUACAAGUAGUGGGCCGAACAAGGGCGGUGCUUACCUGGUUCCACACGGAAGGAAGCCACUACUGCAACAACCAGAAACUACUGCUGGUGCAGGCGGAGUAGUUGGUCCAGUGCUGACGCUGAGCAAUUCGCUCUCAACGUUUCUGCAGGCACUGAUCAUUGGAUGUUUCAUCGAAAGUCUCGAGUGCGGUUUGGAAACUGGUGCGGAAGUGGUCAGAAGUGUGGUGACGAGGUUUAUUUCAUCUUUUUCUGCAGCUGGUAUCGGGCUGAACUGCGGUCAAGGAAUGAUCACAUCAGAAGUAGAAGAUGACGGAAUUUUGAAAAACGGUUCAAUUUCUCCACUCCGCGAGGACGGUAGUGGAACGAAACAUCAACAAGAAGUAGAGAGAGAAACUUGCCUUGCAGGCGGAGGAACUCCGGCUCGUCGGAACAAGCACGGGACGAACACCAACGGCGCGGCGGCCGAACCUCCGCAGGAGGUGCGCUAUGACCAGGAGCAAGCUUACGCGGUGUUCUGCUUCACCCUGUACAUGUUCUUGAAACGCAUACAGCAGGCGACUUCGGCUAAUGGAAGUGGGAGCGGCGGCGGAGAUGCCAGCACGGGGAAUAGUACAACCAAUGAUCAUCGAGGAACGGACAAACAGAUCUUUCACCUCCUUGUCAAAAUACAGGAAAUUGUGUUAAUCGGCCUUGAAGAUUUAUUUUCCAGCACAAACAACCUGCCCGCAGCCACAUCAACUACGCAACAAGCGGAUUUGAAGAUUUUCCCUCAUUCCACCGUGCUUGCGUUUUCGCACGACAAAGAGCUGUUUUUACCUCGCGAAGGUAAUGGCACGGGGUCACCGGCGUCGCAUAUCGAAAGGAAAAAUCCCUCCUCCCCAUAUCAAAACGAAGUUUGUGAUGCUGGAUCUGCGUACUUGCUGGAGAGGACUGCAAGCCUACAGCAAGCCUGAGUAGGGAGGUUUUGGCCUAGGCGCUUAGCAUGGAAAACGUCUGUGCUGUAGGUCCAACAGCAGCAUCGUUACAAACCGCCCGCAUAAUGCGGCGAAGCCUGUGCUGGGCAACCUUAGUGCAAGACAGACGCGAUUUCUCUGGCCACAAAUCAGCAAAGCGCAAAGCUCCUUCGGGGACGUACCUUGUCAAUAUGGGCGGAGGGGGGUUGUUUCCUCGCGAUAUCGCACGACAGUAGUGGUUAUGAACUGCAAAAGUAUCGUACUCGUAUAAAGGCAUUACAAAUCUCCUCAGCAUGAGAGAGAAAAUUUGUAAUGCGGAUGUACCUUAAGCAAAGGAUUUGUAAUGCAAGAUGACUUGCAUUUAUACGAGUGCGAUACUUUUGCACAUGAUAGCGGUCUGACCUCGUACUUAUCCGAGGAGGAUAUCAGGGAUGUGCUGGAUUUAUCAAGUGCAAAAAUGUCUGGGUCUGGAAGGUUCUGAGACUUGUCAUGCAAAUUUCGCAUGAGCCAUGAUGUCUGUGAUGCAUGCCCUAGCAUCAGAGUUUUUUUGAGGGCUUCUUGAUGCCUAUUCCGCAUGACAAAUGCCCUCUUCCCGUAGCAAAAAUCGCACUCCCUUCGCUGGUCAUGGCAAUGAUCAUUGGGAGCAGCAGAGCGCAGCAGGACCCCGAUGCAUUUCCCCUGUUUUAGCUUAGAAAUACGCAGUGCGCCGAGUAUGCCACUACCUCGACCCCUCAAGAAAAGAAGUAGCCCCCCCAACUACAAACUCGCCGUCCGCGAUCAGGAUGCGAUGCGUACUAACCAACAUUGUGCGAACCGAGAUCCCGCGGGGCACAGGGUCUGGGCGGCUCGAAGCAGAACGCGCAGCACAAGCGGGAGACAACACAUCCAAAGGUGGGGAUGGUCUCAGGUCGUUCUUUCAGGUUCGCCAGGGGUUGCGUCUCGCUAUCAGGGUUUCGCCAACUCCGCGGGGGCGUUGCGGGUAUCUCCCUAAAACACCAAAACCGGCACAAAUUGGGCCGGCAGUCCGGGUAAUUGCUCACCAGCCGGCUUGUAUGGCGAAUAAGGUGCUCGACGAAGGAAGAAGUAAGCAUGUAAUUAGCACCUCCGGUUGGUAGAGCGAUCGGCUACCGAGGCAUGUCAGGGGGCGUCGCUACUUCAAUUCAAUUCCAAAGACAGCACUACAAGUUCCAACCUUCCAGACCCAGACACUUUUGCAUUUGAUAGGACUCGAUCGUUGAAGAGACCUCCGAAACGUCGCAUGUACAACAUGUGCGAUUAUCAAAUGCAAAAAUGUCUGGGUCUGGAAGGAUCCGAACUUGUCUUGCAGAUUUUACAUGGCCCGUGACGUCUGUGAUGUAUUCCCUGGCAUCACAGAUUUUCCGAGUGCUGCUCGAUGCCUAUUUCGCAUGACAAAUGGCGUCCCCGCGUAGCAGCAACUGGACUCCUCUUGCUGGUCAUGCAAUACAGAUUUUUCUAGAGUCCAAAGUUAGCAUCACAAGUUCCAACUUUCCAGACCCAGACAUUUUUACAUUUGAUAGCGAUCUGCUGUGAACAAUGAUCUUCACACGACGAGCAAAGACCAUAUGAAUUGCAAAUAUCCCUGGAUGUCUGGAAGAGUGCAACUUGUGAUGCGGCAUUUGAAUGCUAGAAAAUAAUCUGUAUUGCAUGAGCAGCAAGAGAAGUCAAAUUUGGCUACGCGAAGAGGGCAUCUGUCAUGCGGGAUGCGCAUCGAUGAUCCCUCAAAAAACCUGUGAUGCUAGGGCAUGCAUCACAGACAUCGUGGGUCAUGCAAAAUGUGCAUGACAAAACAAGCGCACUCUUCCAGACCCAGACAUGUUUGCAGUGCAAAGAGCACACAAGUGCUCCGGCGAGAACUGUCCGCGAUGUGUGGCAGAUUUGCCUGUCGAUCGCGAAGCACGGCGUUUCUUUUGAUUCUACUGCCGCUGACGCUCUCCACGACGAACGAAUUUGUCGGGUGAAUUUGCGCGUUUUCUGCCUCGCAAAACUCGCGAAACAUUUUCCCUGGAUCUGGAGUGACUUGCCCUGGAAAAAGUCGUUUCGGCUGAAGUGGUGUCAGGUUCUGUUGCAGGCGAGCGCAGAAGACGAGAACAGUGUUGUUGGAACCGGAGCGAGUCAAAUGGUAGUGAUGAACUAGUGACGCGUGGUGCGAGGUGGACGAUGAUGAAUUUGAUUGAGCAUUCUUUACUGGUGUUGAAAAAAUAUUUGGCCGCAAGUAGAGGAAAAUUUUGAGCUGGUGGUCGGUCCACCCCCACCCCGCAGAACCUGAAGAAGCUUUAUUUAGGAAAAAACUGUGAAUACUAAUACAAUUACAAAACAGCAUUUUAUCUACCGUUACGAUUUUUUUUAGCAAAACCAAAAAGACGUGGUCGUCUGCAGCAAAGUGAAGAAAUUUGAUAAAAGUCAAGACACGAUACUGGAUAAAGAAUUUGUCGUGAAGAAGAAACAAGUUUGAUGAAAACUAUUAACCCGAAGAAUUUUGCUAGAUACGGAAAUUAUUAUGAAUGGUAACUCAUGGACUGAGGUUUUUGCUUGUCGCAU